Molecule: messenger RNA, 2454 nt
Organism: Contarinia nasturtii (swede midge)
Lineage: Eukaryota; Metazoa; Arthropoda; Insecta; Diptera; Cecidomyiidae
Product: N-lysine methyltransferase KMT5A-like
Exons: 3
Coding region: 199-1608 (469 amino acids)
Molecular function (GO): histone H4K20 methyltransferase activity; protein binding
Source: RefSeq, a predicted model, not a curated record
AAAAUCCAAGGCAAUGUAAGAGAAAAAAAAAACUUUUCACAUUUGCAAUCCAGCAUUCUGUAAACAAGCAAAACAUAUUAGCAUUAUCAUCCUUUUGUGUAAAUUAAAAUGUUUGAAUAAAAAUCGGAAGCAUUGCCCUUCAUAGUUAAAUUAAAUUUGUAAAUUUCAUUGCUGGACUUGCAUAAACGGAUACAAGAAAUGAUGAGUCGACGGACACGUGCCGCAACAGCAAAAUCAUCAACAAUGAAAGAAAUUAGUGGUGCAACAAAAAUUGAUGUGGUUGAUUUAAAUUUUGCCAGCCCAAAACGAAAAGACUGUAAAUUAGAUAUGGAUUUGGUAUCAUCGUCGGUGCAAACCAUGGUACAAACAAAUGAACGCACAGAAAAAUCAACAGCAAGUCACACCACUAACAAAGUCACAAACGCUGCCACAACAAAUGGUAAACGAAACCAUAAGAUGGUUGGCGGUGGUAAAACAAAAAAAGUGCCGCAAGCAAUUACCAAAUAUUUUCAUAAAAAUGGUCACAACGAUAGCAAUGGUUCAUUGAAUUGUUCUAUAAAUGAAAGUGAAACGUCGAAUGAAUCAAAUGUGAAUGUUAGUGAAACAGCACUGCCAAAUGGUGAUGUAAUCGAUGUGCAAAAGAAUGUUGACGCUGCCUUUGUGGUCGAAAAUGGAGAUAAGACAGUGCCUAUUCAAAAUGGAAGUGUUUUGAUGUCGCCAGAGGCAAAAUCACUAUCACAAAAUGGUGUGAAACAAACAACGCCACAUCGAAUUAUGAUUCGAUCAUCGCCGACAAAGAAACAACGACUCUACGUCAAAGAUCCAGUUGAAGUAUUUUCGAAUCUGAACAUUCGCGAUGGUGGCGUAAAAACUGGACGUAAAGGACAACAGAAAACACGCCGAAAGCUAAAUAUAACCGAACCUGAGCAAAUACAAAAUGGCACAAGUGACAAUGUUGAGGCUGCGGCAGAUGAUGUCAAACCUGUAGUCAAAGAGAAAGCAAAACAAAACAAAAACAUCACAAAAAGUAAUGGCGAAUCUUUUCCAGUGCCUACUAAUCCAGCACCACGUCGUAUUCAAAGCACACAACUGACUGAUUUCUUCCCGAUUCGACGGAGUGCACGAAAAACCAAAAAGGUGGUUGAAGAAGAAUUAUCACGGCAUAUCGAAAUGGCAAUCGAAAAACAACUAGAAGAUGGACUCAUUGUUAAAAUGUUCGCCGAAAAGGGUCGAGGUAUCGUGGCCGGUCGGGACUUUCAACGUGGCGAAUUUGUUGUGGAAUAUAUUGGUGAACUGAUUGAUCAGACGGAAGCCGAUUGUCGCGAAGAAAUUUAUUCACAAAAAGCCGAUUUUGGGUGUUACAUGUAUUAUUUCAAGCACAAAGAGCAACAAUGGUGUAUUGAUGCAACGUCCGAAACGGGCAAACUUGGACGUUUAGUGAAUCAUUCCCGCAAUGGCAAUCUAAUGACAAAAAUCGUGAGCUAUAAAAAUAAGCCGCACUUGGUGUUGCUGGCUAAAGACGAUAUCAAAGAAGGCGAAGAGCUGACCUAUGACUACGGUGAUCGUCGUAAAGAAGCGCUUAUUCAUCAUCCUUGGUUGGCUUUUUAGGACCUUGCAAACGAAUCCAUGGGCGACUUCAACUGCACGCCACAUGCUCCGGACUUCCGGAUGGUUAUGAGUUAAAAUAAAAUCUCAAUUUCGACCAUCGAUCAGACUAAAAAAAAUCGGAUUCAAUCAAGUGCUUUUACAUAAAUUGUAACAUAUUUUGUUAAAUUUAUUCAAGAUACUGGUUACUAUGCUUUAGUUUGUAGUGUUUAAGUGAGCCAAGCAGAGAAUUUAGCUGGAAUUUCUAUAGUCAAAUUUGAGGUAAACGUUCCAUAUUGGGCGCACGUUUAUUAUACAGUGGGACCGAAAAUUAUACUAUUUGAUUUAGUUGCAUUUUGUUAUGCUCUAACUACUGUACUUGUUUAUUUGAAUGUUCGAAAUUUUUCUAAAAUUCGUUUUUACUCGUUUAUCAUUUCGUUUGGAUUUAAGUUUAUUUAUCAUGCGCAUGAUUAGUUUUUAAGAGAAAAAGAAAUGUUUGCUCGCGUCGAGCUGUUUGAAGUCUAACUAUCAAAAUUUUCAUCGAAAUUUUUAAGAAGUUUUGUUAACAAAUUAAGUCACAUACACACAUCAACAAGUGUUCGAAAAUCAAAGCGAGAUUAUCAUAGCAACGCUCCUAAUAAGUACAAAAAAAUUCUAACCCAUAUCAUAUUCAAAUUCAUUUCCAAUUUAAUUGUUACCGAUUACAAUUUAUGUUUAGUUUUCAUAUCCCUUGACUUGUCAUAUGUUUACGUUUUUUUCUGCACCCAUUCAUACGGUAUGUGUAACAAAUGUUCGCCCAACAACGAUGUUCAAAUUCAAUAACAAAAUGCAAAUAAAAUUCAGCGUGACGCAUUAACAAUAUUAAUAAAA